UUCGAGUUCAGCAAUGGAUCAAGCAGCAGCAGGCAAUGGCGUUACGUCUGGACCUCUCAAGCUGACGCUAACCAGACGGGUCCCCGGGCUGUUCGACCGGAAGCUGCAUGUCACCGACGGUCAGGGUAGCCUCGUGUUCCGCACGGUGAGCGUCCGCCCCGCCUUCAACUUCCGGCUCCGGACCGCGCUCGCCGACGCGUCAGGGAACCAUCUCAUGCGCUUCCGCAGGAAGUGGAUGGGUUCGCACCACGGGUGGCAAGUCUUCAGGGGCGAAAGCUUCGACCCCAACAAUCUCGCCUUCACGGUGGAGCCAGACAAGAGGUUUCAGAUCAACGCCACCAUGAAGCUCUUCCUGGCGGCCAACUCCACCAGGCAACGAUGCGACUAUCGUGUCCAAGGGAGCUUCCUCACGAAAUCUCUCAAGGUCUACAAGGGCGACUCUUCUCAGGUCGUUGCACAGAUGGUCAAGGAGAAGCCUGCUUUCAGCAUCGGAGGGAAGGGCUACACAAUAUCGGUGAAUCAGAACGAGGAUCUCGAACUGAUCCUUGUCUUCCUCGCGAUACGCCACGAGAAGUUCAGGGUCAGGAGGAUGAACCUGUACACCAUGGGCAUCGCUCAUGCUGUCAAUGCUGCUGCAGGUCUCUUCUUCUAAGCAGAUGUAUACUAAUAUCAAGUCUUCUGCGCAAACUGAGCUGCAGCGAGUAGAACUGAAAACCGUCACGGCGUUCCUGCUGAAUAUAUGACCUUACACCUGCAAGUGUUCCUGCUGAAAGUCUGAAAUGCCCUCACACCUCUGCAUGCAUCGUGUCUGAAUAUAUGAA
Molecule: messenger RNA, 821 nt
Organism: Triticum aestivum (bread wheat)
Lineage: Eukaryota; Viridiplantae; Streptophyta; Magnoliopsida; Poales; Poaceae
Product: protein LURP1
Exons: 3
Coding region: 14-652 (212 amino acids)
Source: RefSeq, a predicted model, not a curated record